Molecule: messenger RNA, 2958 nt
Organism: Magnolia sinica
Lineage: Eukaryota; Viridiplantae; Streptophyta; Magnoliopsida; Magnoliales; Magnoliaceae
Product: sulfate transporter 1.3-like
Exons: 14
Coding region: 214-2133 (639 amino acids)
Biological process (GO): transmembrane transport
Cellular component (GO): membrane
Molecular function (GO): secondary active sulfate transmembrane transporter activity
Source: RefSeq, a predicted model, not a curated record
CUCUUCUUUGUUUUUUUUUUUUUUUUUUUUUCUUUUCCUUUCUUGAGUUUUGAGGGGCAUAAAUGAUAUUUUGGCUUUUUAGCAGGACCUUUUUUGGGCACUAUCGUGUGGACCACCUUCCAUGGGUUUCUAACUAGUAAAGCUUCUCUCUCUCAGGAGGUGAACACUUCAUUCUUGUAUUCACUUUGAAAGCGUGGAAAACAAGAGUCUUAGAUGAAUCAUUCUGUUUCAGACAAGCUUGAAAACAAGGAACAGGACAUUACUGACCAGCAAUCCUCAUGCCCUCAGGCCAAUGACUUGCCAUACAUUAAUAGGGUGAGGUUGGCUCCUCGGCGGAAACUCCAUCAGGAAUUCACUUCUUCAUUGAAGGAAACAUUCUUCCCCGACAACCCUUUGCGCCCUUUCAAGGACCAACCGAGGUCGAGAAAGAUUGUCCUUGGCCUUCAGACCUUGUUCCCCAUACUCGAAUGGGGGAGACAUUACAACUUACAUAAGUUCAAAGGUGACUUUAUUGCAGGGCUGACCAUUGCAAGUCUUUGUAUUCCUCAGGAUAUUGCGUAUGCACAGCUUGCAUAUUUGAAACCCCAAUAUGGGCUAUACUCUAGUUUCGUUCCGCCGCUGAUUUACGCAUGCAUGGGGAGUUCGCGCGACAUUGCCAUCGGACCAGUAGCAGUUGUGUCUCUCCUGCUGGGGACUUUGGUCCACAAUGAGGUUGAUUCUGCUAAAAAUCCAGAUGAGUACCUCCGGCUUGUAUUCACUGCAACAUUCUUUGCUGGGAUCACUCAAGUCACACUUGGAUUUUUUAGAUUAGGAUUCUUGAUCGACUUCCUAUCUCAUGCGGCCGUUGUUGGGUUCAUGGGUGGGGCAGCCAUCACAAUUGCUCUGCAACAGCUCAAAGGUUUCCUUGGCAUAAACAAUUUUACUAAGAAGACGGGUAUUAUUUCAGUUAUGCGUUCGGUAUGGAGUUCUGUACAUCACGGGUGGAAUUGGCAGACAAUCCUCAUAGGAUCAGUCUUCUUGGUUUUCCUUCUAGUUGCCAAAUACAUUGGGAAGAAGAAGAAGAGCCUUUUCUGGGUGCCUGCAAUCGCCCCUUUGAUCUCUGUUAUUCUCUCGACCUUUUUCGUGUAUAUUACACAUGCAGAAAAGCAUGGUGUUAAAAUUGUGAAAGACAUACAAAAAGGUAUAAAUCCAUCAUCCUUGGAACAAAUUCAUUUCAGUGGUGAAUUUGCUGCGAAGGGUUUCAGAAUUGGUGUAGUGGCUGGUAUGAUAGCAUUAACGGAAGCUACAGCAAUUGGAAGAACAUUUGCAGCUAUGAAGGACUAUCAGAUAGAUGGAAACAAAGAAAUGGUGGCCCUUGGGGUUAUGAACAUUGCUGGUUCAAUGACUUCUUGCUAUGUGGCAACAGGUUCCUUCUCCCGCUCUGCGGUGAAUUACAUGGCCGGCUGCCAAACAGCUGUCUCUAACAUUGUGAUGUCAGCAGUGGUACUCCUAACUCUAGAACUGAUCACACCCCUCUUCAAAUACACCCCAAAUGCUAUACUCGCAUCUAUCAUUAUCUCUGCCGUGAUUAGCCUAAUCGACUAUGAUGCUGCAAUCCUUAUAUGGAAAAUUGAUAAACUGGACUUCAUUGCCUGCAUGGGGGCCUUCUUUGGUGUGGUUUUUGUGUCUGUUGAAAUUGGACUCUUGAUUGCGGUCGCAAUAUCAUUUGCAAAAAUACUUCUUCAAGUGACCAGACCACGGACUGCUGUACUUGGUAACCUCCCAAGUACAAGCAUAUACCGUAACAUAGAACAGUAUCCCGAUGCAAAAAAGGUUCCUGGGAUGCUUAUUGUGAGAGUUGAUUCGGCAAUCUACUUUUCCAACUCCAACUAUGUUCGUGAAAGGGUCCUAAGAUGGUUGAGUGAUGAAGAUGAACAGCUGAAAGCGAACAACCAACCAAGAAUCCAGUUCUUGAUCAUGGAAAUGUCACCUGUUACUGACAUUGACACCAGCGGCAUCCAUUCCUUGGAGGAGUUAUAUCGGAGUCUCCAAAAGAGAGAAGUUCAGGCCAUUGACAAAAGAGCAAUGAACUCCAUAUCUUGGAAUUUUUGCGGCAGAAUAACCCACGAUGGUGCAAUGAGAUUCUGUUCUUGAUAACUGAUCCAUGGCCCUUGUACUCUUGGUUGCACUAGGACACUAUUCACAUUAUGAUGUGCUGAAGCUGCAAAGAGAGAAGGGAAGAGAUUACCUCUUUAGAUAAAGAUUUAACAUUUAGAUGAGGCGAGAACAUGUUUUCUGUAGGCUGCAUGAACAAACAAGAUUGCAGAUACUUGGGACAAGUUCCAACCCAUGGGUUUGUCAAACCCUGGUGCUAUGAUUUGCAACUGAAUGCCCCUAGGAUACGGCCUACAAUGAUAAUCAGCACUGAUUGCACCUUCGAUCCAAUCCAGUGACCCAAAAGAUGGGCUAUUUGCUUAACCAAAGGAAAGAACUUAGAGAGAAGAAGAAAAGAUCCAUUUUUCUGUGUUUUCAAAAUGAGAAAGCUGUAUACAUUAAGAUCAAGCCCAGGUCUGGCCAACUUGGCACAUGCACAUGUGAAAAAUUGCACAAGUCAUAGCCAUCCCCAUGCACUUCAAUGCAUAGUCUCUAGAAUGAGCUCAGGCCCUUAUGCAUCAACCUUUACUUCGUCAUCGUCAUCAUCAUCUAAGCCAUAUCCUAAUUAAUUGGGGUCAGCUACAAGAAUCCUGUUCCGCCAUUCCACUCGAUCAAGGGCUAGGCCUUUAGUUAGACCAUAGGUCAUUAAGCCUUUUUCUUAAUACCUGCACCUAUGCCUUUUUGGGCCUUCCCUUUGCCCUUUUAGAGCCUUCAACUUGUACCAAUUCACUCAUUCUAACUGGCAUGGUUCUUGGUCUCUGUUGCAUAUGAUCAGACCAUCCAAAUGUACUUUCCUUCAUCUUAUUACCUAUUUGUGUUAAUCCA